Molecule: messenger RNA, 2000 nt
Organism: Parasteatoda tepidariorum (common house spider)
Lineage: Eukaryota; Metazoa; Arthropoda; Arachnida; Araneae; Theridiidae
Product: transcription factor AP-2-alpha
Biological process (GO): anatomical structure development; regulation of cell population proliferation; regulation of transcription by RNA polymerase II
Cellular component (GO): nucleus
Molecular function (GO): DNA-binding transcription factor activity, RNA polymerase II-specific; RNA polymerase II transcription regulatory region sequence-specific DNA binding
Source: RefSeq, a predicted model, not a curated record
UUGAAGCUUUCUAGUUGACGUAAGGCCGCCGAAAAACCUUGCAGGCAUGAGUGACGCACCACUUACCUCGCAGGUGCUUUAGUUUCUACUCUAUCGCCGAAAAACCGCGAAGACGGUUCCGCUAGGCCUAAUCUAAUGUCUCAAAAGGUUUCUUUGAUUUCACGACUAGGCCCCCAGGGGGGCUUUCUGGUUCAUUCCCUGUGUGUUUAUUGACGGACAUUUUCCCGGCGAAUUCUUCUCACCGUAUGCCUUGAGGUCUUUUUAUUUGUUUACACUUUGGGGGGAUCAUCCCUAUUGUCCCCGGCUCAUCCGGAUGAUGUCUCAAAUGAGUCCCUUGUCCACCCACGAUAGCCCGGUGGGGCAAAAACGGAAGGGCACUCCUGAUGAUGAUGUGAAUUCUGUGGAAGUCACUGGUCAACUGUCACCUGCACAAUCGGUCAAGACUUCGGACAUCCAAUCAGCUUUUGCAUUAAUUGACACUGGAGAGGAUCGACGAGAACUGGUGGUUAGCCACGUGGGAAACUUAACUUCCAUAGCCAGUAUUGUUCCAGGCGUUACCACUUUCACCACAGGAGCUAGACUUAACCACACUGCCAAUGAGUUCCAACCACCCUAUUUCCCACCUCCCUACAGCAGUUUAACGCAACAACAACUGGAUUUUCAGACUGAUCCUUACGGUCCAGUCACAUCCACAUUAUCGGGCAACGCACCCCAACAAUACCAUCAUCAACUUCACUCAAAUACCAGGAAUUUGUUCAAAAGAGAAGACGAAGCUAAUUUACAUUUGCAAACAAAUAUGUUACCUUACACUGAUACGACGCGGAGAACGGACUUAACAGCUUAUGCUAGGAGACCAGACAUUUUAGUGCACUCGGCCCACACACUCACAGAUCAAGACAUCAUAAACCUUCACAAUUCUGGAGCUUUAGCUGGACUAGACGAUGGACAGACAACAGUGGACGAAAGCAAUAUAUUUGGUUCAGAGCAUAAUAGUGUGAUAAGAAAAGGGCCAAGUCUAAAAACGGGGGUCGAUCACUGAGGGAGAAGUUGGAUAAGAUUGGCCUUAACCUGCCGGCAGGUAGGCGGAAAGCCGCCAAUGUCACCCUCCUUACAUCACUGGUUGAAGGUGAGGCUAUUCACUUGGCUAGAGAUUUUGGAAAUGUUUGUGACGCCGAAUUCCCUGCCCGACAAGUAGCCGAAUACCUCUCCAGGAAUUACACAGAUCCAGCACUCAUUUACAAAAGGAAACAGGAACUUAUAGAUUCAAGAGAAAUCAUCAAAGAGUUUGCAGAAUUCUUGGGUCAAGACCGUUCACCACUUUGCAACGCUAAGUUCCAACCCAUUCUUCCUCAGCAAAUACAACGCCACUUGACACAUUUCUCCCUAAUUUCACACGGAUUUGGCUCCCAUGCCAUUGUAUCAGCAUUGUCUGCUGCACAGAACUACAUAAACGAAUCCAUCAAAUAUUUGGACAAGCAAUUAUCUAACUACAACCAAGCUGCUGUAACAGCGGCGGACGUUAACAGUCUCAUCAAUUCAUCGAAGAAAGAUGACCAGAAGUGAAAAUAAAUUCGUCCCAUUCAAAAAUCAAAUACAUGCUUUUGCUCAACAAAAAAAACAUGAGAUUAUUUUUCUAGAAUUUUAAGGUCCAAAGGAUUUUUAUAGACCAUAAUUGUGCCUUAUGAGGUUUGAUCGUAAACCUUUUUGCUCAAAUCUGAUUUUCUGAAGAUUGUGCUUCGCUCAGAAGAUGUGUUUCAGCAUUUUUCUAAUGACUCACAAAACAAUGAAUGCCAAGAUUGCCAAACUUCAAUAAGCCUGACUCACUUUUCACAUUAUUUGAUUUUACACACUUUUAUGUUUGCUGGAAUUGUGAUGAGUUUUGAGAAAUGCUUUUGAUUGAAUGUGAAUGUUUGCUCAAUUAUUCUUUAUAAGGGUCGUAGAGUAUAAAAUUCUACUAUGAAAGUAUUUUUUUAAAAUAAAACUUUAUUUGUUCAAACGUU